GUUCCUCCUUAUGGUAUCAGUUUUUUUCCUAGGUCGUAAGUACAUUAUUUUGCACAUUCGAUCGAUUUCAUUGUAUUCGAAUACCUACCUUUUCGCCUCUAACCAGAUAUUUCUUUUCAUUCUCUCAUUUUUUAAUUUUUUUUUAAAAGUUGGGAGUAUGGCCGAAGCUGACAAUCACUCAUUUGCCAUGAACUGGAAUGCUUGCUACGAUUCUUCAGUAACAUUUUCAAAGUUGUACUUCCUCUUCUUUAUUGGUUCAGGCUAUUCUUUGAUGAUGAUUUCUCUCAGGAAGGCAGGUGUACCACUCGUACGCAAACCUUCUGGCGCUUGCGAUACGUUCUUCUUCGUGAGCGAUUGGAUUUUAAUUGUCUUCACCGUCUUUACCCCAAUCGUUUGGGCGGUUGCACCAGGGCCAGCGAAUACGAUGUUCAUUGUAACACAGUCUGUGGCUGCGAUAGUUGGUAUUCCUCGCCUCUACACGAAUCUUGGCCCCUCGAAACUGCAUCUUGUCGUAGGAACUGCGUCUCAAUUGGUUGCUGUGGUUGGAGCCGUUCCGGUCGACAUGGUGUUGACGGCUAGUGGAAAUCAGUAUUGGCAUGUUGUUCUGGCCUUUACAUUCGUAUUGGAUGAAUUCGGUAUCGCCUACUGCAUCUACAAAGUGCUGGAUCCAAAAGCACCAGAGGCCGGAAGAGGAGAAAAUGCACCUUUGAUUUGAUUGGAUUAUACUUCAUGGUAGUGACCCAUCGAAAUAAUUUAUGUUACGUGUU
Pseudo-nitzschia multistriata is the source of this 767-nucleotide messenger RNA. NCBI's taxonomy places the organism in Eukaryota, Bacillariophyta, Bacillariophyceae, Bacillariales, Bacillariaceae. The record is from the annotation of a GenBank genome assembly.